Messenger RNA from Misgurnus anguillicaudatus (oriental weatherfish), 792 nucleotides. RefSeq names its product macrophage mannose receptor 1-like. Lineage: Eukaryota; Metazoa; Chordata; Actinopteri; Cypriniformes; Cobitidae. The record is from RefSeq and is a predicted model, not a curated record.
UUCUGCUCAACAAGGUUGUAUCGUGUAGAUCUUGUGUAGAGAAUGAAGGCAACUGUUUCUGUAUAUCUGUUCCUGUGCCUCUGUGGACUGAGCUCCGGAUUCUACAGAAGACACUUCUAUGUGCCACGGGGAAUGCAAUGGAAUGAGGCACAGACGUACUGCAGAGAGCAUUAUGAUGAUUUGUCCACUAUUACCACACAAGAAGCGAUGGAGAUCUUCAGUAACCAAAAGGAUUCUGUUUGGGUUUGGGUUGGGGCAUACAAAAAUCCUUUAAACUCAUUAGAAUGGAUUUGGUCUGGAGGUGAGAAAGAACCAAUUGAAAAUUGGAGUGUUGGAGAACCAAACAAUCUGGAUGUUCAGAAAUGCGUUUUUCUAAUAACACCGAAUCCUAAACUGAUCAAUGAUUAUUGUCAUAUGCCUUAUUCGUUUUAUUGUAUGGACUACUAUGAAACGAUAGUGGUACAUGAGAGUAAGACAUGGGAAGAGGCUCUGGACGACUGCAGACAAAACUACGUUGAUCUUGUCAGUAUCGCCUCUGAGAGGAAUAUGGCAGAGGUGAUAAAAAACAUCACAACAUCACAGACGGCUUAUGUAUGGACUGGACUACGAUUUUUAGCUGGACAUUGGUUCUGGGUCAGUGGGGAUGAUGUUGAAUAUAAAGCCUGGUCUGCAGAGGGAGAGCUCCAGUGCCCUGCCAAAAAUCUCCAGUGUGGAGCUUUGGAUAUAGUAAAUAAGGUUUGGAAACCUAGAGACUGUGAGGAGAAAUUAAACUUCGUCUGUAUUAAGAAUUAA